AUGGGGUCGCGGAGGGCCGCGGGCCGGGGCUGGGGCCUGGGUGGACGGGCAGGGGCGGGCGGCGAUGGCGAGGACGACGGGCCGGUGUGGACGCCCGGCCCGGCGAGUCGCAGCUAUCUGCUCAGCGUGCGGCCGGAGACUAGCUUAUCAAGCAACCGGUUGUCUCACCCCAGCUCUGGAAGGAGCACCUUCUGCUCCAUCAUUGCUCAGCUCACAGAAGAGACCCAGCCACUAUUUGAGACCACACUCAAGUCCCGGGCUGUGUCUGAAGACAGUGACGUCAGGUUCACCUGCAUUGUCACAGGAUACCCAGAGCCGGAGGUGACCUGGUACAAGGAUGACAUAGAACUGGACCGUUACUGUGGCUUGCCAAAAUAUGAGAUCACUCACCAAGGCAACCGUCACACCCUGCAGCUGUACAGGUGCCGGGAAGAAGAUGCUGCCAUCUACCAGGCCUCUGCUCGGAACACCAAGGGCAUCGUGUCCUGCUCAGGGGUCCUAGAGGUGGGCACUAUGACCGAGUACAAGAUUCACCAGCGCUGGUUCGCCAAGUUGAAGCGCAAGGCUGCAGCCAAAAUGCGGGAGAUUGAGCAGAGCUGGAAGCAUGGGAAGGAGGCAUCAGCGGAGACUGACACUCUUCGCAAGAUCAGCCCUGACCGCUUCCAAAGAAAGCGCCGGCUGAGUGGGGCGGAAGCGGCAGUCCCCUCAGCCCCGGUCAGGGAAACCGAGGAAGGGUCCUCCGCAGCUUGGCAGGAAGGAGAGACUGAGUCUGUUCAGCACCCAGGUUUGGGUUUGAUCAACAGUUUUGCUCCCGGAGAGGUGCCCACCAAUGGGGAGCCGGCCCCAGAAAACGGGGAAGAUGGAGAACAUGGCUUGCUGACGUACAUCUGUGAGGUCAUGGAGCUGGGGCCUCAGAACACCCCUCCAAAGGAAUCUGGGGCUAAGAAGAAAAGGAAAGAUGAGGAAUGUAAACCAGGAGGACAGAAGCCAGACUUAGAAAAGGCAGAUGGAAGCCAGUGCUCUUCAGAAAAUGGCAUCCCCAGUACAGACGAACCCAAUUCCAGUAGAAGAGAGAAACCCACCGAUGUGCAGCCAGCUCAGACCCAGCCCAGAGGCAGGAUAGCACGGGGGCCUGGGCCUUCUGGAAUAGAAAGCUCCAGGAAGUCAGCUUCUGUUGUGGACAUUCAAGAUAAGGUCCAGGAUGCUCCUGCCUCAGCCCCAGCCCCAGCCCCGGCCUUGGCCCCAGCCCCGGUCCCAGCCCCUAUCCCAAACCUCAGCUCAGAGCAAGUAUAUUUCUCCCUGAAGGACAUGUACAUGGAGAGCACCCAGGCAGGCAGGCCCAAAGGAGAGGAGCUACCUCCACCCCCAAGUACCAGGGUAUCUGGAGAAAGUCCCUCAGGGAAGGAGCCUGUCAAGGCUAGAGGUGAGAAGGUACCUAUGGCCUCUGGGCAGCCCACACCUUCCAUGGUCCCCCCGCCCAUUAAGCCUUUGAAUAGGAAGAGAUUUGCUCCUCCUAAACCCAAAGUGGAGCCCACAACCACUUCUUCCUCAAGUCAGGCUCCAGAAUCUGUGGCCCAGAGCUUGGGGAAAGCCCUACCUCCAGCCUCUGCCCAGAUCCCAACACCCCCUGCCCGACGGAGACACAGCACCCGAGAUAGCCCCUCUCAAGGACGAACAAGCUACAAGACUCCAGGAGAGGCUCCGGAGUCCCAAGCAACCAUGGCUCCUGCCGUGUCUGCCAGCAGCAGCCCCGGGGCCGUCUCUGCUGAUCACAGCACCCCUGGAAACCGAGGUGUCAUGGAGCCCAUGGAUACAGAAGCUGAAGAGCAUGGGAGGCCACAUGCUGAGGAGAGACCUGGAGGCAGGAAGGAAACCCAGACAGAUGGAACGCAGCAAGUAGACAGAAGGACUCCGGGAGAUGGAGCACAAGCCUCGCAGAGGACACAGGCGGAUGAGAAGGCACAGGAGGACGUCCUGACACACGGAAGUGAGAGGCCGCAGUCAGAAGGUUCACAGAAGGAUUUGGUGACACAGAGAAGGGUGGAUACGCAGGUAGGACAGACACAGGCAGAUGAGGGCUGGCAGCGAGACCCAAGGAUACAGGAAGAAAAGGAGACACAGUUAGUGGACAGCAUCCCCACAGCUUUCAAAUCCCAGCGAGAGCAGCCUUCUGUGGGCAGCCUCAGCUCACCACCCACGGCCUCCAAACGCUCACCGUCAGAAUGCCCUACAGCUGCUCAGGUUAUGGAAUGUUUUGAGUCAAGCCCGGAAGCAUCUCGUGUCCAAGAAAAAUCUGGUUUCACGCUUAGGUCUGAAGAGCCAGCAGUGACAGCCUUCAGAAACCAUACGGUCACUUUACUAGGUCCCCUGUCAGGAAACCAUAUGUGCCCAGCACCGCAGCCUCCUGAGGGGAACUCAGAGCAGCUGGGAAGAGAAACACGUCAAAGGCCAGAGUGGGGAGGUCUGGUCAAGGCCAAGCAGGAGGACAGCCUGUUUCAGUUCCCCAAGGAGGAGCAGCCUGGGGAAACACUGUAUGUGGAUCUCCCUGGUAGCCAUUCAACUGGCUUGAGUCAGGAGGUGCCCACCUUGCCCUCUUUUUCUGGAACUGGCCUUACCGAUAGACGGCAGGAGGGGCUACCCAGCUCCACAGCUUCUCAGCACAUAAGCACAGACAACUUCCUCCCCUCCAGGGACCAGGACCUGCUGAGUUCUGCUCCCACUCAGCCAGGGCCAGGGCCCCCCACCCAGAGUCCCCCACCAGAGGCCAUGGCUACCGGCAGCGAGGGAGCCUAUGCCAAGGAGCCAGAUGUGGAGGCGAGGUCCUCGGGCACCCGGAGCUGCGACCCCGGGCUUAUCGAUUCCCUGAAGAAUUACUUGCUUCUGCUGCUGAAGCUUUCCAGUCCAGAGACAAGUGAAGCCAGGGCACAGUCCCAGGAUGAGGCUGCCACUGGCGGCCUAGCUUCCUCCUCUACUCUGGUCCCCACCAUGGAAGUGGCUGGGCUGAGUCCCAGGACAUCAAGGCGUAUCCUGGACCGUGUGGAGAACAACCACUUGGUGCAGAGUGCACAGACCCUGUUGCUGAGCCCCUGCACCUCCCGCCGCCUUACUGGCCUCCUAGACCGUGAGGUACAGGCUGGCCAGCAGGCCCUGGCUGCAGCCCAGGGCUCCAGGGGCCCGUGCCCCAGCCCCCUCACCAUCCCGGCCAUUGUGGUGGGUGAGGAAGAAUCUGGUGCUGGCGAGGGAGGGGGUUCCAGAGAGGAGACCUCCCAGGAAAGGGACAAGGGUGGAGCUCUAGGGGAGGGGGAUGGGCAGACAGCGGAGAGCAGAACUCAGGAGCCCUGCCUAGAAGAGUCUACCCCAGGGGAGGCUGUGACGGGUCUCCCCGCAGCUACACCCGAGGAACUGGCUCUAGGGGCCCGGAGGAAGAGGUUCCUCCCUAAGGUCAGAGCAGCAUCAGAUGGAGAUGUGAACAAAGCUGAAGAAAGAGAGAGCCCCACAGUUUCUCCUCGGGGAGCCAGGAAGGGCCUGACACCAGGGUCCCUAGGAACUCCAGGACGGGAGAGACGUUCCCCUACCCAGACACGAAAGACCAACAUGUUAGAGGUGCCUGGGACAGAAGAAGAGCCUGCAGCAGGAGACCUGGGCCCCAGACCCAAAGCCAGUGGCCUGGACUCCGAGCCUGCCCUGGAUGAAGGCAAGCAGGAAGCUCCAGCCACACCAAGGAAGGCCCAAGACCUGCUGAAAGCCCCACAGGUGAUCCGAAAAAUCCGAGUAGAGCAGUUUCCAGAUUCUUCCGGCAGUCUGAAGCUCUGGUGCCAGUUCUUCAACAUUGUUAGCGACUCGGUCCUGACGUGGGCGAAGGAUCAGCACCCAGUGGGCGAGGUGAGCAGGAGUGCAGGGGACGAGGGGCCGGCGGCCUUGGCCAUCGUGCAGGCAUCCCCCGUGGACUGUGGCAUGUAUCGCUGUACCAUCCAUAAUGAGCAUGGCUCGGCCUCCACUGACUUCUGCCUCAGCCCUGAGGUGCUGUCCGGCUUCAUCUCCAGAGAGGAAGGUGAAGUUGGAGAAGAGAUUGAGAUGACCCCCAUGGUGUUUGCUAAGGGUCUGGCUGACUCUGGCUGCUGGGGGGACAAGCUCUUUGGGCGAUUGGUGAGCGAGGAACUCCGAGGGGGUGGACAUGGAUGUGGCCUUCAGAAGGCUUCCCAGGCCAAGGUCAUCUAUGGGCUCGAACCCAUCUUCGAAUCCGGCCGCACGUGUGUUAUCAAGGUCUCCAGCCUGCUUGUGUUUGGACCCAGCAGUGAGACUUCUCUUCUGGGCAGAAACUAUGACGUCACUAUCCAGGGAUGCAAAAUCCAGAACAUGAGUCGGGAGUAUUGCAAAAUCUUUGCAGCUGAAGCCCGGGCUGUGCCUGGCUUUGGGGAGGUGCCUGAGAUCAUCCCACUGUAUUUGAUCUACCGGCCUGCAAACAACAUACCUUAUGCUACGCUGGAGGAAGACCUGGGCAAGGCCCCGCAGUCCUACUGUUCCCGACAGUGGGGCUGUGCCGGGGCCCCAGCAGCAGCCGGUGGCUCGGAGGCCAUGCAGAAGUGUCAGACCUUCCAGCACUGGUUGUACCAGUGGACGAACGGCAGCUUCCUUGUCACAGAUCUGGCAGGGGUUGACUGGAAGAUGACCGACGUACAGAUUGCUACCAAACUUCGAGGAUACCAAGGCCUCAAGGAGAGCUGCUUCCCUGCCCUGCUGGACCAGUUUGCCUCUUCCCACCAGUGCAACACCUACUGUGGGAUGCUGAGGCUGAAACCCCUCAAGGGCCCUGAGGCUGCCCACCCCCAAGCCAAGGCCAAAGGCUCCAAGAGUCCAUCUGCUGGAAGGAAAGGUGCCCAGCUGAGUCCCCAGCCUCAGAAGAAAGGCGUUCCCAGUCCUCAGGGCUCCCGGAAGAGCGCGCCAAGCUUCAAGACCACACCUCAGGCCUCCGAGGCAGUCGCUGUUCAGUUAUUAGGACAGGCCCCUGCCCCAGAGGGGACCUCUAAGGCCCAGGGCAUGCGGUAGCCCCAACAGGAGGCUGGGGGCCUCUACUUGAGAGCAGACCAACAGGAAGCAGCUUGAACCAGAUGGAGAAGUUUUCAAUUCAGGACUAAGCCCAGAAGGUGCCCCAGGCAGGUACCUCUUGGGGACCUCUCUCAGUAGUUUCACCUCAUUGAAAGGCUCUGGGCAUGGCGCAUGAUCUGGUGGCCUCUUCUAGUGCCGUCACUGCCCAGGGCUCCCAGGCCUCGAGUGGGGCCCACCUCCAAGUGCCUGGUGGCCUCGACCUCCUUGAAGUUUACACUUGCCACUGCUGGAGGCUCCCCGAGUCCCCUGCAUGAGUUCUGCACUCUUGACCCCAGCCCCAGCCGCCACACAAGCAAAGGUUGCAGUCUGGGGCCUGCGGGCCAGCAUUUACCUUUUCACCCCUGCUUAUCCCGCCCUCUCCCUGUCCUCAGGGCACCAGACUUCCUGUGGGGUCUAGCCUUGUGACUCUCAGGGUUUCAUCUUUCAGCUUCUCUACUGCAUUCAUCACAGCUUAUCCUGCGACUAACCUGCCCUGAGUCCAGAUGGGUCCCGGGACCCCUCUGGAGCCCAUCACGUCUUUGUGCGGUGUUGUUUUUGUUUUUGUUUGGUGGUACACGGUCUUGUCACUCUGGCACGUACUUGUUUCCCAUGCUCCCUUGCACACACCCUCUUCCCAGGCUUUGAACCCAAUGCAGUCUGCUGCCUACCCUUCACUAGCUUGUGCUUGUCCGUUUGUCCAAGGCCUCCUUCCAUCCUGACCUUGCACCCUACCCACCAGUGGCUGGGUGAGGAGCGGCCUCUGGCUUCACUCCACCCCAGGGCACUCUUCCUGGUUCUCCCGGGUUCUCUGCUCGUGAGGAGGGAGGGAGCAUGAGGAUGCGUGAACAGUUUGAGGCACCUCAUGCUCUGUUCUGAGAGCCGUGAGGCUGCAGUCGACAUCACAUCUCUGUCCUAAAUGAGAAGGCUGGGACUCUUCCUCAUGAGGGAGGGGACACAGGGUGAUCCAGGAGGGUUGCCGUCAUUCAUGUGCUCAGGUAGAGAAGGAUGUCUCUGUACCUACCUCCAACCAUUUGCUCUUGAUCCUGGGGCUCAACUCCAGAUGCUCAGGUGUGGGUUCCCAGGGAAUUUCUGUGCUGGGUCCAGCACCUUGGGUCCUUCCUAGACACCCCUCCUUGAGACCCAGGAUGGGGUAGGUCCCGGAGCUAGCCUGCUCCCCUUGUUAGGAAAUAAAGGCAGCAACUGUGUGCCCUGCUUGUUA
Molecule: messenger RNA, 6304 nt
Organism: Onychomys torridus (southern grasshopper mouse)
Lineage: Eukaryota; Metazoa; Chordata; Mammalia; Rodentia; Cricetidae
Gene: Alpk3
Product: alpha kinase 3
Biological process (GO): protein phosphorylation; cardiac muscle cell development
Cellular component (GO): nucleus
Molecular function (GO): ATP binding; protein serine/threonine kinase activity
Source: RefSeq, a predicted model, not a curated record